AUGAACACACGGAGGGGCGGGCAGGCCCAGAGGGAGCCCGCCCGGGCUCCCAAUCCCCCCGCUCCCUUCAUUAUAAAGACGUAUGAGCUCAUCGAGGACCCCUCCACCGACGAGAUCAUCUCCUGGAACGAGGAUGGCACUAGCUUCAUCGUGUGGAAGAACGCGGAGUUUGCGCGCGACCUGCUACACCUCCACUUCAAGCACAGCAAUUUCUCCAGCUUCGUGCGCCAGCUGAACACCUACGGCUUCCGCAAGGUGGACCCGGACCGCUGGGAGUUUGCCAACGAGCUCUUCCUGCGCGGCCAGCGCCACCUGCUGGGCGGCAUCGUCCGGCGCAAGCCCGCCGCUGACGUCGGCCGUCCCGGCGGCAGCGCUCCCGGCCGCGACGCCGGCGCGCUGUCAGCGGUGGAGCUGGGCGCCUACGGCGGCCUGGCCGCGGAGGUGGAGACCCUGCAGCGCGACAAGCGCCUGCUGGUCACCGAGGUCAUCCGCCUGCGCCAGGCUCAGGCGGGGACCGAGGCCACGCUGCACGGCCUGCAACACCGCCUGGACGUCACCGAGGCGCGGCAACAGCAGAUGGUGGGCUUCCUGGCCAAGGCCAUGCACCAUCCGGCCCUGGUCCAGCAGUUCAUGGGGGGCGCCCCCGCCCUGCAACGCAUCGACGACGGGAGGAGUGACGAGGGCUCCGUGGAGGACAGCGUGGCGGGGCAGGGCGCCGCCAGCAGCACCUCCACUGCCGGCGCCGACUCCGGGGUCACCGGCGGUGCCCCCCCCGCCACGACCAGCGCAUGA
Messenger RNA from Auxenochlorella protothecoides, 792 nucleotides. RefSeq names its product Heat stress transcription factor A-1d. Gene Ontology annotation, biological process: regulation of DNA-templated transcription. The record is from RefSeq and is a predicted model, not a curated record. Bases 1 to 792 code for a protein of 263 amino acids. The transcript is spliced from 4 exons. Gene Ontology annotation, molecular function: sequence-specific DNA binding; DNA-binding transcription factor activity. NCBI's taxonomy places the organism in Eukaryota, Viridiplantae, Chlorophyta, Trebouxiophyceae, Chlorellales, Chlorellaceae.